GUCUUUUUUUUCACUCGGCCUUGUGUGGUGGAGUGAUUAUUAUGUGACCAGAAAAUUCGACCUCGUCCUCAAGAGUUUUUGACAGAACUCAGGUAUUAUAGAGAAAUAUCACCAUGGCGGGCUUGCCUUGCAGACCUCCGUCAGUAGGUAUCCUACUGCCGCAGAAUCUCUCUUACGAGAAAGUAGAAUUUGAUCAAGUCUGCGUCCCUGCCAACGCCUUGAUCAUAGCUGAAAACGAGCAGAUAUUUCUGGCGAUGGCAAACGUCUUGAAAGAGCUCAAAGCUGUUCUGAUUGGCGAUGCUGGCUACGUUUACACAGGGAAAAUUGGCUCUCGGCAGGUCUUCUUGCUCAAAUGUCGCGGCCCUGGAGCAGUUGUUCAGACCAUCAAGAAGCUCAGACCAAGGGCUGGUUUGUUUUUGGGGUUUGCCAAAUCUCUUGUGAACAGACCUCAUGAAAUCGGUGAUAUAAUAAUUGCAGAGGCAGUUUUACGAAGGGAUGGCAAGCAAGAAAGACUUGAAAGUUAUGGCUGCAGUGAGUGUUUGAUUAAUGUGUUUGAAAACGGCAAGUAUGGCUGGACUCCUCCAAAAUAUCGCAAACAAGCUGUCCAUGUUGGAAAAAUUCUGCAUAUGGGAGAUGUUGCCAAAAACGAGAAAGCCAGCGCAGUUGCGGUCAAGACUUCAAGUUUGGAUGUUUCAGAAUGCAUCAAAGGCCUGGGAAAAGAAUGGAUUUCAAUCCUCAGUGUCACGGGAACCCCGCGUUGUCAUGGCAACCAGUCCUGGGAACCUUACGUAGCAGCGGUGAUAAGCUCGUUUGUCAAUCGAGUGUUAGAAGACGACCAAGUGUUUGCUGUCUUGGGAGGGGAGGGUAGGUGUCCCCGACAACAUAGUCCUCUUUUGAGCGACCCUUCGCAAGAGACAAUGGAUUGCUCGACGAAGAUUAAUGGUCAUGAUGUAUACCAGUUUGCAGACCUCAACUUGAGCCAGGAAAACAUUAAGAGAAAGGCGGAGAUGAACUGGGCACAAUUACAAUAUGCAAUGAGUAUUGGAUUAUUGCAUCUGCCGCCUCAGCCUAACUCACAGUCAAACACUCAUUCCAGUCAGGAUCGUUUCAGAAUAUUAUCUUCAUCGAAGUUUCCUGUGGAAAAUGGCGACAGAAGAGAGAUUGCUUCGCCUGUCUCAAAGCAUUUACCAAAAUCAGCAGACAAUCCUGGGACACACCCAAGCUUGAAGCCCACGGGUACCCAGCCUUUGCCACCCCUCCCCUCAGACAAAUACGCAAGGGCCGAAACACCAAAAAGAAAAAUAUCUGCACCAUCCGCCAAAAGUAAAAUAUCAGGAAGGAGCAGCCAGUCCCUUUGUCCAGCUGUAAGCUCCACCAUGGCUCUAACCACGGAGGCGGCACUGUUGCCUUUGGGAGCCACUCUUCAGAGUCAAGGAAGCCGUUACGAUAUUAUUUGGAUGAGAGCAGAGGAGAGAACAGCAAUUAGCAGCCAGCUGGAUGGGCGUUUCCUUCCUCCGAUAACACCAAUCAAGAAUAAGUAAACUGAAUUGUUACGCGAUGCUUUGUUACGUUCGUGGCGGUAGCUCAGUAUUAUAGGGUCCUUUAAAAUAGUAGUAAAUAGCGUGCUUUAGAGAUAUUUUUGCAUAUACCUGCAUGAUAUUUUACUUUCAGGUGGGGGGCUGUUCAGAAUGUUUAUCUUUCUGUGUGUUUCAGUAAAGCAGUGGAGACACAAGGUCAAAGUUUAUGACCGACAGGCAUUAAAUAGCCUUACAAAUAUGGUACUAAAGUCAAUCGAAGUAAAAUAAGUACAUAUUAAGUUCGUUUGAAAUGAUAUCAGACCAACAUCACUCAGUCGUGAACAAUGCCAUCGCCUACAGCCUUUUGUACGAUCAACUGCUGCUAAUUUAAACACCGUUUAAUGCAUGAGUUAUUUAAAUGACCUCCCGCAAGAGAUCAUAAAUUGUUUAUAAUUUCUUGCCUCUCGCUUUUGUCAGUGAAAUCUAACAAAGCAAACCUACACGAAGCACACUAGAGAAAUUGGACUGAGCAACCUUUUAAAUCAAUCAGU
Messenger RNA from Stylophora pistillata, 2068 nucleotides. RefSeq lists its product as uncharacterized. The record is from RefSeq and is a predicted model, not a curated record. Lineage: Eukaryota; Metazoa; Cnidaria; Anthozoa; Scleractinia; Pocilloporidae. Gene Ontology annotation, biological process: nucleoside metabolic process. Gene Ontology annotation, molecular function: catalytic activity.